AUGAAGGUUGCACUGAAAUGUCUUUAUGAUUCGCAAAAUAUUUCUUACGAAUUCUUAAAUGAGAUGAGAUAUUUUCAUAAUUUUAGUGGCAAUUCCUCUUUCAUUGCUCGAUGUUACGGAAUUACUCGUUGCGAUAAAACUGGCAAUUUUAUAAUGGUCUUUGAGCUUGUUUCUUCUG
Acaulospora morrowiae is the source of this 178-nucleotide messenger RNA. The record is from the annotation of a GenBank genome assembly. NCBI's taxonomy places the organism in Eukaryota, Fungi, Glomeromycota, Glomeromycetes, Diversisporales, Acaulosporaceae.